Molecule: messenger RNA, 5160 nt
Organism: Gavialis gangeticus (Gharial)
Lineage: Eukaryota; Metazoa; Chordata; Crocodylia; Gavialidae
Gene: CIITA
Product: class II major histocompatibility complex transactivator
Exons: 20
Coding region: 36-3677 (1213 amino acids)
Biological process (GO): positive regulation of MHC class I biosynthetic process; positive regulation of MHC class II biosynthetic process; inflammatory response
Molecular function (GO): protein binding; ATP binding
Source: RefSeq, a predicted model, not a curated record
GCUCACAUCCCUCUCAAACAAUUUCAGCUGCAGGUAUGAAUCUUUUCAAAGAGAUCCUGCCUAGAGUAAGGAAAAUCCUUUCCAGUGCUACACUUUCAGAUGCUCAUGCUUUGCUCAGCCUCAUGCUGAAGGAAGAUGUUAUAUCCAAGGAAUAUUACCAGACUUUACUCCAUGAAAAAGACAGAGAAGACCUAGCUAGGAAGAUCUCUCUCACCUUUGUGGAAAAAUGGGAUUUGUGUUUGAACACCUUGGUUCCUCUGUGUUAUUUAAAAGUGUACAAUAAUAAGCACCAAAGUAUCACAGAUGGUGACUCAUCUCUAAACAGGGUCCUAGCUGGGAACAAAAGACAAACCAUGGAUUCUUCAAUUUUGACAGAAAAUAGCUUCCUUGAUUUGCUGCACAGUGAUAUUGAUCCAGUGCACCUGUAUACCCUGUUAGAUGCCAAGUCAAUUGAAAAUGAGGAAAGUGAGGUUCUAACAGAUCCUGAAAUUGACACCAUCAACCAUGAUCAGUUCAACAAUUUGGAUAUAUUUUAUACAAUGGAAAACAGUGAGAGUGGGGAAGAAUUAUAUAUCUGUUCAAACACAAGAGAAGCUUAUGCUAGAAUAGCUGGUUUAGCGGAAUAUGUGCUCAAAGAUGCACAGGAGAGGCAGAUGGAAGACACGUUUGCAGGAAACCUCGUCUUUGAUGAAAUGGCCACUGAAAGCACAGAGAGAUUUACAGAUUGCAAGAUGCAAAAAUGUCAUAAACGAAAAUUCUUAGGCACUGCAGAAAAUCACUCUGAUACUUCGGAACCCAAAUGCAGGAAAACAGUGGAUUCCCCUGCUGUGUCUACAGUGAACAGUAGUUUCUUAUCCGUGACUUUGAAUGGUUCUCCAGUGAACUCCAGCUCCUUCUCUCUCCUACACAUACCAUUUUCUGUUACCACUAUAAGUCCAACAGGAAGAAGUUUUAUAGCUCCUGGUUCCAUACCAAACUCUUUCCCUGUCACUGCUAAAGGGAUUCAAGUGAUUCCAGGUUUUCCAGCCCUUCCUCAGCAGAUAAUUAGCUUGCCUGUAAGAAACGGUGCCUCUGAUAUUAUCAUAUGUCCAGGGUCUUCUUUCCCCACCGAAACAUCACAGUUGGCAUCACCCAUUUUUCCAGUCAAUUUAUCUGGUGUAGAAAUUUCCAAGGGAUCACAAAUUCCUUUUGUUCCUUCCAAACAAACUCAGAAGAGACCAAAGCCAGUGGAAGCUUUCUGCAUGUCACUGAAGGAUUAUUUCUGUGAUGUGUGCAAGUUCAUGCCCAUGGAGCGUGAAGUAACUCUCGAUCAGCUCUACACUGAAGGGGCUCUUUUGCAAGGUCAACAUGAAACAAAGAGUGGAAAGAAUAUCAUCAAGAGCAUAGAGAAAGAGUCAGUUAUAUAUGAUUUGGAAGAGAAGGAAAAAACAGCUUUAGAAAGAAACCAAAUAUUUCAAGUCCCAGGAGGAAAAGAACUGGAAACCAAAAUAAUUGUGUUACUGGGAAAAGCAGGAAUUGGCAAAAGUAUUCUUGUUCAAAAGAUCUGUCAAGAUUGGUCCAAUGGCAAGUUUUCUCAGUUUGAGUUUGUCUUUUGGUAUGAAUGCAGAAGACUGAGUUUGCCUGAGAAGCGAUACAGCCUGAAGGAUUUGCUACUUGAAGUCUUUGUCAGACCUCAAGAGGGAAAAGAGGAAGUCUUCAAGUACAUACUGCAAAAUCCCAGUAAAGUCCUCCUCAUUUUUGAUGGUUUUGAAGAACUGCAGGAUCAUGAUGGCUUUACACAUUUCCCAGACUGCCAAUCUUACAAGGAGCAGUACAGCAUGAGAGAGCUAUUCGCCGGGCUCUUCCAAAAGAAGAUACUCAGUGGUUGUACUUUAUUACUAACAGCUAGACCCAAAGACAAGUUGAAUCAGUACUUAUCCAAAGUGGACAAGAUAAUUGAAAUGGUAGGGUUCUCUCCACAACAGGUAGAAUUAUACAUAUCCAGAUACUUCGAAGGAUUACCCUACUGUAAUGAUGCGAUGAAAUUAAUCAAAGAUUGUCAGUAUCUAUUCAGUCAUUGUUAUAGCCCUGUCAUGUGUAGAUUCAUUUGUUUUCUCUGUGAGAUGGUGUUUGAAAUGGGACACAAAGACUUGCCUUCAACCCUUUCUACUCUCUUACUAAAAUUCUUUCAAGAAAAAUUGAUACCUGCACAAACAGAUGGGACAACCAUAAAAAAUCAACAGAACAUAGUCAAGCUUGCUCAGGUAGCCUGGAGUCUUGGUGAACAGCAUCAAAAUGCUCUGAAGAGUGAUCUCUUUCCCUCAAAAGAAAUUAAAGAGUUUGCUCUGAAACAUGGCUUUGUACUACCAUUUACAUUCCCAAAGCAAUCGGGAAACAAGGAAGAAGAAUUUGGCAGUGUAUUCUCAAAUUUCAUCAUCCAAAAUUUUCUGGGUACACUUCAUCUGGUGUUUGCAGAAGAGAUCAAGGAUAAAAGCCUCACGAAGUAUUUUUCAUUCCCAUCCAGGAAGAAAAAGUCUCAUAAUUGGUUAGAUUUGAUGCCUCAAUUUUUGGCUGGAAUAUUGUUCCUGCAAGAUGACCCAUUCCUCUGUUCCCUUUCAAAUAAAGAUGUAAAGAAAAUCAUAACCAAAAAACAAAAAACACUCUUAAAAUAUAUUAAAAGAGUACAGAUAAGCAGUCUCUGUCCAGAAAGGUUACUUGAGCUUUUCCACUGUGUUUAUGAAACACAAGACCGCUAUCUUUUGCAGAAUAUAGCUUUAAGGCUUGAACCAGAGCUGUCUUUUCUGGGUACUCCACUCACCCCACCUGAUGUCUAUGUGCUGCAUUCUAUUUUAAAAAGGUCAAAAAAAGAAUUUGCCCUGGAUCUGAGGAACAGUGCCAUUGAUCUACAGGGGAUGAAAGACCUGGUUGGCCUGAAGAACGUGACAUCAUUCAGAGCUUCCCUCACUGAUACGAUCAGGCUCUGGGAGUCAUUAGAGCAAACACAGGAAUAUGAUCUGCUGAAGAUUACAAUACAAAAAUUUGCAAUUGAUCCAUUUAAAGCUAAAACUAUGAGGGACAUCAGUGAUCUUUCUGGCCUUGUGCACAUGCAAGAGAAAAUGAUCCAUUGCAUGAAAGAGACAUCUGGUUGCCAAAUUCAUGAAAUUCCUGCUAUCAAAAACCUUAAAAAAAUAGAAUUUGCGCUGGGUCCAGCAUGUGGUCCUCGGGGAUUCUUAAGACUUGUUGAAAUUCUCGUGUCACUUCCAUCUCUUCAGCAGCUAGACUUGGAUGCUCUAAGUGAAAAUGGAAUAGGAGAUGAAGGCGUAAAAAGUCUCUCUCAAGUAUUUUCUCAGCUGACAUCAUUGGAAGUAUUGAAUUUAUCACAGAAUAAAAUAACAGAUUUGGGUGCGGAGAAACUAGCUACAGCUCUUCCUUCCUUAUCUUCAUUAAAGACACUUAGUUUGUAUAACAACAGCAUUUGUGAUGCCGGAGCAGAAAAUAUUGCAAAAGUACUUCCUGCAAUGGCAUCCUUAAGGGUGCUAGAUGUUCAGUAUAACAAGAUAACAGACACUGGUGCCCAGAGACUGAGUGGCAGCCUGAGAAAAUGUCCCCACAUGAAGAGCCUGGCGAUGUGGAAUCCUACUAUUCCCUAUGGAGUUCUUGAGCACCUUCAGCAGCUGGAUUCCAGAAUUAUUUUGUAGAUUCAGCUGAUCCUGUGAAGGUGACACUAAGAAAAGAGAAAACAAAUAUCACUGACUUUUCUCAUCAUGUUUGCUGCUCUAUAAUUGAGGAAAAACCUCUUGCAAUUAUGUUGCCUACUCUGAGCACUGCAGAAUUGACAUCUGAAAUCAGGAAAUGACAUAGUCCGAAUUCUCAUAGUCAAUCAGGUCUCAAAUGCUGUUCAAAGGACCCAGUUCUCUUCCCAUUAAUGAAUGGUGUAGUUGGGAGGUGGCAGACAUGGGGUGCAACUGGGACAGCAGCCCCAGGCAGCACCAUUGCGAGAAUAUGCAAUCAACAUGGCAGAAGCCCACAUUGCCCCAAGGCAUGGAGCUGCCUUGUCGUGCCUCUGCACUGAAGUAGAUGAUGUAUAGGAUCAAGCCUCAAAGGUAAAAAGAUCUAGAUACAAUGCAGGAUGCUUCCAUAAUACAAGAUUACACAUACCAUACAUAUUUUCUGGUAUAUAAGAUACAUUUUUUUCCCAAAAUGGAAGUCUAAAUUUAAGUAGUGUCUUAUACAAAGUACAUAACAAAAAAAAUAUAGAAAUUAUUCUGAUAAAAUGUGACCAACUUUCAAUUACAUUUAUGUUUACACUUUUCCCACUAGUUUUUUUUUCUUGUUUGGGGAUUUGUUAUACACAAAGGGGUGUUAUACACUGGAAAAUAUGGUAACUAUACUUCCCACAUGGGACCAGGACUUUAACUUGUCACUGUAGCAUCUCAGCAAGCACAUGCUAAUCAAAGUAGAUCUUUUCCAUGGUGCCUGCUGGAUAUGCAACAAAACUUAAACUAGCAAGUUCUAGUGCUACACUUUUUCACAUGCACGUUUCCACAGAUUUCUAAGCACUAUCUAUACUAGAGAGCAUCAACAAGAUUGAUUGGCCUAAAGAUGAGAGCUGUUUGAUUCUGUACUAUUAAAACUGCAGCAUAUUCACACAACUGUGAAGCUAGAUGUCAAUAUUACACUAAUUUCAUAAGCUAUGAAUUGUUUUGGUUGUAUUUGUUCUAGCAGGUCUGUUAAUCAGUACAGGCAAAAUGGGUUCCUUUAAAUAAGGUGACAGAAAAGAAAGAAGUGCAGAGAACAAUACAAUUAAAAACAGAAAACUUGAAUGAUUUUUAAUAGUAAGACCAUCACACAUACCCACAUACAAGAUGUUACUCAAAAGUCCUGAAAACUGAAGGGUGAAAUUAGGCAGUCAUACUUUGUGUCUUAUGUGAAAUCAGAAAGUUGGCUUUUUAUAAAAUGAAAAAACUAAAUAAAUGUUUGCACUUAUUGUGGAGGAUACCUGAAAUCAUCAGCAAAUGUACACAUAUCAGAGUACAAAUCAUGUACCUGGCCCUGGAUUUAGAGUUGUGUGAUCUCUCGUGUACAAUUGGCAAUAUAAAAGUACAACAAACUAUUCAACAAAUACAAUUUUAACAAGAAAUCAUUCCCUUUUAUAGCAUUUAUAGCCUUUUUUACAGUCUC